Spinacia oleracea (spinach) is the source of this 2648-nucleotide messenger RNA. Its product is annotated as ankyrin repeat-containing protein At5g02620-like. The coding region runs from base 333 to 2351 and encodes 672 amino acids. NCBI's taxonomy places the organism in Eukaryota, Viridiplantae, Streptophyta, Magnoliopsida, Caryophyllales, Amaranthaceae. Gene Ontology annotation, cellular component: plasma membrane. Gene Ontology annotation, molecular function: protein binding. The record is from RefSeq and is a predicted model, not a curated record. The transcript is spliced from 5 exons.
AAGAAAAAGAAAUCUUUCGAUUGUUGCUUUAAAGAGAGCCCAAGCUACUUAAACAAAUAAAUAUCAAUGGAGAUUCAGCAUUCCAUUUAUGGGCAUGUGCUGGUAAAUUAUGGCCAUUCAAAUUCCUUUUGGAAAGCCAUUCUAUUAUUCCAGAUGUACAACGAGUUUUCAUAGACUUGACCACUGCCAAGGAAAAAUAUGGUGACAACCCUCUACAUAAUUUGGCUGAACGUACUUCCAAUGAAGAAGUUGCUAUUGAAAUAGCAAAAUUGCUCAUAGAUAUUUACAAACAAGUGUCAUCUGGCAUUUCAGAAGAUUUACUUCCAUGGGUAAUGGAGAACAAUUAUGGUGAUACACCUUUGUCAUUUGCCAUAGCUCAUCAAUAUGAAAAGUUUGCACUAUAUAUCUUGUCAUUGGAUGAAAGUGGGGUUAUUAAAAGUCAGAAUAAUGUUUUGUUCUUGGCUAUCGAGAAGGGAUGCCAUAAAGUUGCUGAAAAGAUUUUAGAGAUAGUGGAUGACAAAGGUUGGAAUCAACUUCUUACUAAUCAUCAUCAUCAGAAUGUUUUGCAUCUUGCACCAUUAUGCACAAAGGACUUUUGUUCACGGCUUAUUGAAAGACACCCGGAGUUACUCACAAGAGUGGACAAAGGGGGGGCUUCUGUAUUGCACAAUUGGAUAAUAAAAAACGGUGAAGUAUGGCUCUUCGAAUACAUUUUAAACAGCAAAUUGAAGAGUACUUUUGUGAAACUUAUUGGUGAUGCAGAUUACAAUGACAGAAACAAUCCUUUCCAUAUUGCGGCCACUACAAACCAUGAAGCAACAAACCAAGUUGUAAAGAUCCUUGUUGAAGCUUACAAAGAAGAUAAACCUAGUUGGGUUGUCAAUGCUAUAGGUAUGUUGCCAUGGUUUGCAAAGAAUAAAGCAUAUGAAGGACCUUUGCAAUUGGCCAUACGCAACCAAAAUGAAGAACUUGCGUUAGACUUAUUGAGACUACACAAGGAUGUUAAUGAUAUUAGUAAACUACUCGAUUAUUACGAGCCACCGCAUACUACUUUGUUUCUAGCUGUACAGAACAAUUGCUCUGAAGUAGCUGAAUAUAUAAUGUCAAGAUUGGAUAGGAAAAGUUGGACCAAAUAUCUUAAGGAUUCCUCUGAUGGCCGUAAUAUAAUGCAUCUAGUUCCAAGUUUGACAGAUGAAAAGUUCGGGACAUGGCUAGUAAAAGAAGUUCCAGAACUCAUCACCCAACAAGAUGCCAAUAGACAAUCAGCUUGGGAAAAAGCACAUGAAAUUGGUCAUGCAUGGUUUAUAAAAGCAAUUUUGGAGAAGGAUCCAUCUGUGUUUGAUCGUGCACCCUUGGUUUGGACUAAAGCAUGUGAGAACGGUCAUGUAUUAGCUCUUUGUGCCUUCAUCAACCAUAACCCCGAAGAGUUUAGAGAUCUUUGUAUUGAAUAUAAGGAUUCUCCUUUGCAUCACAUAAAACUCAAAAAAUUUACUGGGUAUGAAAAGUUUCUCAAGAUUACACCCAUGAAGGAAUUUAUCAAUCUUCAAGAUUCAAAAGGGGCAACACCUUUACACAAAGCAAUACGAAAUAAAGAUUUAUUGUUGACAGAAACGUUACUCACCAUGGAUAAGAUAAUGUAUAAUAUUUUGGAUGAUGCAAAUGUAUCUGCCAUAGAUCUGCUUGCUGAAGAAUGUGACAACAACCAGACAUGGGACCGGAUGUGCAAAAGAAUUGGACUUGACCCGAGGAUUAAAACGACAUAUUUCAAAGAUAAGACGAAUUUGUUAGAUGUGCGAAACUCUCUAUUCAUAGUAGCGGCCUUACUAGCGACCAUUACGUUCACCGCUGGGUUCACUCUCCCUGGUGGAUUCAAUCAAGAAAUUGGAGCAGCACUGUUGGGGAAUAAGCCAGCUUUCCUAGUAUUUUUGGUAUCUGAUGCAUUGGCCUUGUUUUUUUCGAUGUUGGUAUUGAUUUUUCUCACAUGGUCCAUGGUUUUCGAUGCCAGUAAAUCAUUGGUAUUAAUUGAUCGGAGCAUGGUGUUACUCCGUUUAUCAUUUAAUUUCACCUUAGUGGCGUUCAUGACUGGUGUAUACGUUGUCAUAGCUCCAAUGUCAUUGUGGGCAGCUAUUCUUAUUAUUGUCAUUAUGAGCUCCGUCAUUGGAAUUUCAAUCAACAAGAAUAUCUUGUAUGAUUUUCCAGAGUAUAUAUGCAAGUUCAUCCCUACGCCAAAGAAAAAGCAAACAGAUCAAAUCCGUGAUGUGGAAAUGGGCACCCCUAAUGAACAAGAUCACUUGCUUGGUCGUCAUGGGGAGGACUCAAACGAAGGUUUUCGUACUGCUAGCCAUACAUAGGAGACCUUAGACGCGGAAGUGUAAAGAAUGCAAGUAGAUCAAGUCUAUGUUUGAAUUGCAUGGAAUCCCUAAUGAACAAGAUCAUUAAUUCCAUGAUGCUUAGUCGUCGUGGGGAGGACACAAAAUAUCAAUGGCCUUCGAACUGGGAUGUUGAAAACAUUGUAACUUUUUGUUGAACACUAGUUUGCUUAUAUCAAUGUAAAUUUUUGUUGAACACUAGUUUUCUUAUACCAGUGUAACAUUUUCUUUAAAAAAUCAUGAUUCAUCCAUGUUGAUUGUUACUAAUACAAAAUAUAU